This is a messenger RNA of Musa acuminata AAA Group (dessert banana), 936 nucleotides long. Its product is annotated as remorin. The record is from RefSeq and is a predicted model, not a curated record. The coding region runs from base 86 to 658 and encodes 190 amino acids. The transcript has 5 exons. Lineage: Eukaryota; Viridiplantae; Streptophyta; Magnoliopsida; Zingiberales; Musaceae.
GAUGUUCCCUUGUUUCCUGUGUGUGUUGGUGAGGGAUUCUUUGAGGUAUCCUUUGAGCGGUAGCGUUUGCUGUGUGGUCUAAGAGAUGGCGGAAGAGAAGCCGGCCAAGGUGGAGGAAGAGGGACCCUCGGAAGCUGCUCCGCCACAUCCGGAGGCGGUGAAGGACGUGGAGGAGGAGAAGACGGCGAUCGUGCCGGCCCCGGAGGAGAAGCCCGACGACUCCAAGGCUCUCGUCGCCGUCGAAAAGGUUGAGGAUUCUUCCACAGAGAAAGGCUCUGGGUCGAAUGACAGAGAUGCUGCUCUUGCAAGGGUUGCAACAGAGAAGAGAUUGUCACUGAUCAAGGCAUGGGAGGAAAACGAAAAGGUUAAGGCAGAAAAUAAGGCUAUCAAGAAGAUAUCAUCUAUUAGUGCAUGGGAGAAGUCAAAGAAGGCAGAUGUGGAAGCCGAGCUGAAAAAGAAAGAGGAAGAACUGGAGAAAAAGAAAGCAGAAUAUGCAGAACAAGUGAAAAACAAACUUGCCUUGAUCCACAAGCAAGCAGAAGAGAAGAGGGCAAUUGCAGAGGCAAAGCGUGGUGAAGAGGCCCUGAAGGCCGAAGAGAAGGCAGCAAAAUAUCGUGCCACCGGGCUUGCUCCAAAGAAGAUUUUUGGGUUCUUUUAGGCCUGAAAGUUGACUAUCGGGUGACAGAUUGAACAUACUAUUCAGCUCUAAUCUGUUUCGUGUUUCUUGUGUUUUCUGAGUGUGUUGUGUUGAUCUUUUAGAUGCAGCUUUUUCUGGGGUGAUGUGUUGGUUGUUCAGCAGGAGAGAGGUUUGGCUGGGAAGCCGAGUGUGUAUGAUUUGUUAACUGUGAUGUAUCUGUCUAUAAUGUAAUUUACAUGAACAGAAGGAUGUUUGUUCUUACUUUUCAAUGUAAAGAUUCUUGUGUGUAUUUGAUCCAA